AUGUCCUUUAUCCUCCAAUGUCUUGAGGGCGCUAAAACACUUUUACAUCAUUAUUUUCCUGAUAUUACAAGGGCAAUUAGUGACUUGGAACGUUCAAUAGGUAAGGGCCGUGGUGUUUCAGGAUUUGCGCAGGCCAUUGGGAUUGUGCAGCGUGGGCUGGAGGGGUAUGAGAGUGGGAUGGAGGAGAGGAUUAGUAACAUCAAAGAGCCAUUAACGACAUUGAUAAAUCACGUCGAAACUCAAUUGGAGCAGUUUAAGAAGCCCGAUUAUAAAGAGGGCCAAACACGGAAGACUGACGAGGAACUUAGCAAAAUUUUUAAUGUUGGCAAUGUUGAAACAGUCCUGGCAAGUUGUAUUCAAAAAACCAAAAAAUAUAUUGCUGAUAUAUUGGACGCUGAAAACUAUGGUCUCCGACUCUUGGAUCCUGAGUUUCGUAGUAAGCUUCGAGAGCCAUUAAUGAGGAUUAGGCAGGAAGUAAAACGCUUCUCGAAAUCGUCGGACAAAGAUUUUUUGCAGUUGGAGGAGAUGAAGAAGACGAUAAAGACAACGCUUGAAUCUCUUAGAAAGAGUGUGAAAAAGAAAAUCUAUGAUGAUGUUACUGAUUUGGUUUACGAGUUACGUAAAAGGGUAGCUGCUAUUAGGGUUCAGAUUGAAGGUAUUGAGAUAAUUCUAAGUAAUCGCAUUAAGGAGCUGGAAAAAUGGAUUGAAGAGGCGAGCGCAGUUGUCACAGAAGCGGAGACGCAGGUGGGCAUCAUUGAAAAGGAGGUUAAUGAUCCACCAAGUGGUCACAGUAAUAAUAAGAGUAAACUUCAGUCUAUGGCGGAGAAAAUUGAGAAGCAACUUGGCACGAAAGUUAAAGAAUUAAAGGAUUGGAUCGAGAAUGCUGAUAACGUUAUGAAGGAGGGGUUGGCGAAGGUGAGAUCGAUAUUGGCACAGGUCAAUCAGCCAGGUGAUUUAGAAACAAAUAAUAAGAAAGAUAUAGAAGGGGCGGCUACAGAUAUUCAGGUGCAGGUCCCCAUGCUUCAUCAGAAGGUUACCGAGCUGAAGGACAAAUACAAUCAGUUUUACGAUAACGUUAAAGGACCGGAUGGGAACGGCGGACUAUUAGAAAAGCUUAAAGGAGCUAACGUGGAAGUUAAGAAGGUGGUUAAAAGAACAACAUUGAAGACGUUUAAAGAUAAGGAUAAUGGUGGUUGGGAUUUGACUGAGCAGAUAGACGGGCUUACAGAUCAUAUUGGAGACAAUCUUGAGAUGUACGUCAAUAACUUGGACAUGGUUUUGCAGAAAGGCGUGGGUGGCGUUGGUAACUACGUUUAUGGAUUUACGAAAAAUGGCUUUGACGCAUUACAGAGCGCCUUGUCUAAUGGUACUUUAAAAAACGAUUUAGGUAAAUUCGGGAUAAAACUUUAUGAGUUGCUGCAGAAUGCCACCAGAAAUGGUCUCGAGUAUAUUUUAGAAGAUGUAUUUCAUGCUAUAAAACAAGCAAAAGAUAUCUGGGGUGACGCUCAACCAGCCUUUGCGGAACUUAUCUCCGAACUUCAAACCGAUCUUGAUACAAAAAUCACCGCCGGCAAGUUUGAAAGUCACCUAGUUUCACUUCUGAAAACUACGGCAAACACUGCAAUUAAUAAGCUUCAGGCGGCGGUUACGAAGAUGAUCAUUGAAGAGUCUAAUAAGAAUCUCGUUAUGAGUGGUGUGGGUACGUUGUUAUCACAGGCCAAAGAUGCCAAAGAAGCAAUUGAGAGGCAGGCGAAGCUCGUCGCCGACAAGCUUCGCCUCAUGUGCACUGCUAUUAACGAUGCUGCGGGAGAUCAAGCAGGUCUGCAGAAGGUAUUGUCAGAUUUGCAGACGCUGGGCCUUGCUGAAGGCGACCAAAAAUGGCAAGGAAAGGAUCAUUCUGCCAGGGGUCUCAGAAAAGUAAUGAGUGAGGUUGAAGAAAUGGAAAUAAAGGAUGCGCCAGCUGUCACAACCAGCCUCAGCCUCCUGUGCACUGAAAUUGCCAACGCGACCGAAAAUAUAAAACUUAAACUGAACAAUUUAAAAAAGCAGAAUAUUAGUGGUACUAAAGAUAAUGAACUUGCUGGGAUUAGAACGAAUAUCAAUAAAUUGAAGAAUAACGAGGUAAAAUCAGCCAUCCAGGCCGCCAUGAAAUUUAUCGAAUCUGAAGCCAAUGAAGAAGGGAAAAAGACUACUAAGAAAUUAGAAGAACACGUCGACUACGAGGUGAAUGCCGCCAUAUCAACACUCACCGAUCUGGCCGAGAAGCAGUACGUCGACUCCCGGAUCCACGAGCUGACUAUAUUUGCUGCCGUUGCUAAGAAGCAGUACGUUCGCAUAAUAGACAUUAUCUAUCAAGACAAAAUUACUUGCACGAAAGGAUUCUUAGGAACAUUUAAUUCUAAAUUCAUAACCAGAGUCUCGGAAAUAAAAGACGUUCAGAAGUACAUUUCAUUCGUUGAAAUCCCCCCUAAUGCACCGAAGAACUCUCCACUGAGCCAGGCGGCUAAAAUAGUUAAUGACGGUUUUCGCAAUUUCCUUUCGGACUUGGGACAGCAAACCGAUUUUGAACCUGUGUCAUCCAAUCUCUUCCCCUCGGCAGAUGCACUGGGCAAUUUGCUCAAAGGUCUUCACACUUCUGAACACUUCGACUACAAAUUUAGUGAGCACUUAGAUGCACUAGACAAAGCACUAAGCACUUUCACUCCUACCAAAUUCACCGAUCCCUCUAACGCAAUUCUGCAGUGCCUUAAAGAUGGCUUCGAAAAACUAUACGAACAGUUGAAUAUGGCCUACGUUUCCAAGUACUCCGGAGCAUUCAAAAUGUUCAACUGGGACGCCGACGGGCCAAAGGCCGCCCGGGCAUGUCUGAGUUUUCUACCCACGCUGGCCCAGGAUUUGAUCACGUUGAAGAGUUACAGCAACAGUGACUGGCAAAACAAGCAAAUAUAUUUAUAUGAACGUACUAAAAAUACCAAUAGCCUUGGAGUAUUCCUUGCUAACCGUGGCUUCAGUGUUUCCAAACGUGAUAAUGGCUACGAGGGGGAAUUGAAAAACAAGCCAAAUUGCAAGGGUUCAGACAUCUUCGGCAAGCUCACCGGAAAAAUAAAUGGCGGUGCAGAUAGACUCUUCACCUCCAUAAAAGGGGAGAAAGAAGAAGGCUUAAUUACGAAGCUGUUCAAUUAUUACGAGAUGUAUUUGCGUGUUUGCCACCAAACGCUUCCGUCCCCAGCCAGAUACCCUUGCUCAGUUAGGGACAUGCUCUCUUGGAUGUCCGGCGUUCCGUAUAGUCACGUGUUCAGUAAAGUACAUGGACAUGUAAAAUCGUUGCUCAAUGAGGACGCCAACAAAAAACACAGUCAUGACGACGGUCCUCAAAUCCCAAACGUAUAA
Molecule: messenger RNA, 3390 nt
Organism: Babesia ovata
Lineage: Eukaryota; Apicomplexa; Aconoidasida; Piroplasmida; Babesiidae
Exons: 1
Coding region: 1-3390 (1129 amino acids)
Source: RefSeq, a predicted model, not a curated record